AUGGGAAGGGAAGAGAAGGGAUUGGAUGGGAUGGGCUGGGAUGGGAUGGGAUCGGAUGGGAUGGGAUGGGAUUGGAUUGGAUUGGAUUGGAUUGGAUUGGAUUGGAUGGGAUGCGAUGCGAAAAGAAGGGAAGGGAAGGGAAGGGAAGGGAAGGGAAGGGAAGGGAAGGGAAGGGAAGGGAAGGGAAGGGGGAAGGGAAGGGAAGGGAAGGGAAGGGAAGGGAAGGGAAGGGAAGGGAAGGGAAGGGAAGGGAAGGGAAGGGAAGGGGAGGGGAGGGGAGGGGAAGGUGCGAUGCGAUGCGACGCGAUGCGACGCGACGCGAUGCGAUGCGAUGGAAUGGGAGGGGAAGAAUGGGGAUGA
Molecule: messenger RNA, 360 nt
Organism: Mya arenaria
Lineage: Eukaryota; Metazoa; Mollusca; Bivalvia; Myida; Myidae
Exons: 1
Coding region: 1-360 (119 amino acids)
Source: RefSeq, a predicted model, not a curated record